GGCGCGCCAGCUCAGCGUCCACUAUCCGCCCAAGAACUCGGCUCUGGUGUACCGGCCAGCUGUCGUCCUCAAGGGCUCCCCUCUGACGCUGACCUGCGACCUGGAUGACCCCGGAUACCCCCAGGCUACCAGAUACAUCUGGAUGCGCGGCCAGCACGUGUUUACCGACAUGACGGAGAGGACGUGGAACAUCUCGUCGGUCUCCCUGCAGGACAGCACCAACUUCAGCUGCGUGGCCACCAACAGCGCCGGCAGGAGUGGUGUGAGCCGAGCUGCCAUCACCGUGAUGGGUAAGCCGCGGUUUAUCCAGGAGCUGCCGCCCCACGUGGGUACUCAGCUGAACUCGUCUGUGGUCUCCCUGACAUGUCGAGUGGAGUGUUUUCCUCUUUGCGAGCUCCGCUGGUUCAAGGACGGCCAGCGUAUCGAGAACGGCGCUGUGUACAGCAUCAACAGCGACCACCGAGCUCCGGACCUUCGGACCAACACUCUGCAGACGGUCACGUCCACCGUCGCCUGGAACACGACGUCCUGGCCAGAGCAGGCGUCGCAGGGAGCGGCCAACACGUCCCGCUUCAGCUGCCGCAGCACGUCCAACGGGCUGGGGCCGGCGGUCGUCAGCACGGCGCUCUUCCACCUCGAGUCCCCGCCGCACAACGUCAGCGUAACUUCUCCUGUUGUGGAGGUUGUGGAAGGCGAGGCGGCCGCCGUCGUGUCCUGCUCGUCAGACGCCUUCCCGGAGGCUGCCUACACCUGGAGUCGGGACGGCGAGACGGUGCAGGCGGGCAGCGAGCUUCGCCUCGGUGACGGAGGAGGGGUGCGGCGCUCGCAGGCCGGCCACUACGUCUGCCACGCCCACAACCGGCACGGCCACGCCUCCGCCGAUCUCGACGUCCGCGUGCUCUACGCUCCGGAGUGCCGGCUGCGGCAGCGGCGCACCGAGGCCGGUUCGCUGCUGGUCUGCCAGGUGGACAGCGCGCCUGCCCAGCUGACCUUCGUCUGGGCCAGGGACAACCAGACGGUGGUGGACGGCGUGGCGACGGUCGGCGCCGUCAGCACACUGACCGCGCCGCCGCACGGCGACGGCUCCCUCGUCUCCUGCCGGGCCAGCAGCUCACUCGGGGUCGGCCCGCCAUGCACCCUGCUCGUCGCAGGCGGCGGCGACAGCUGGGCGGAGCGGAUGAGCACCGACACUCUGACACUGGCGAUCGCUGCCACCGGCUCCCUGCUCCUGCUCCUGCUCCUGAUCGGCGGUGGACUCCUGCUCCUGCGCCGCAGACGCGCCGACAAACAUGGUGUCUCCAGUCAUCCCAAGGAAAGAGAGGCCCUGUGCCGGUACGGAGGGCCGACGCUGGUGCGCUCGGUGCUCCUCCCGAGGUCUGCGGGCGCAUCCUCCGGCCGGAGGGCAGUCUUAACUCUGAGAAGAUUUGAGAUCGAAUCUGACUGGAAGGAGGACAAAGCUGAUGGAGGAGCGGGUUCGCUGGCCGUGACGCCCCCGCCAGAAGACCGGGUCGUGUCGGAGCCGGGGCUGGGGCCGACCGGCGAGGGGGCCACCCACCGCAGCAGUCCUCCGUCGCUGGUGCAGCUCUGCGACGGCGGCACCAGUAGGCCGUCCAGCGGGCUCAGCCUGAACGACUCGUCUGGCUACGGGAGCUCGUUCUCGCGCGCUCCGCCGCUGUACGGCUCGACGCGCUCGACCAGCAGCCUGCAGCCGGCCUGGUGGCGCCCCCUGCGGCAGAUGGAUGCCGAGCCGAGCGGUGCCGGCCACUGGUCUGACUCGGAGUCGGCUCGGCCGGAAUUGGGCGCCGCGCCCGACGGGGCGCCACCCGAGACGCAGUCAGUCGACGCAGCCUAG
Messenger RNA from Pollicipes pollicipes, 1852 nucleotides. Its product is annotated as hemicentin-1. The transcript is spliced from 15 exons. The record is from RefSeq and is a predicted model, not a curated record. Lineage: Eukaryota; Metazoa; Arthropoda; Thecostraca; Pollicipedomorpha; Pollicipedidae. The coding region runs from base 143 to 1852 and encodes 569 amino acids.